AUGCAUAGACCUCGCCACGUGUCUGGGCACGCUGUCCAAAACGACCCCAUAACAAUUGACUCCGACUCUUCAUCGGUAGUGUCAUCGCGCUCAGGAUCGGAGACCCAGCAGGUUCGCUCUACUGCCAACCGGUUUCAAUCUAACAUGCCCAAAGAAAAUGCAAUCGCAUACACCCAGAGGCUUCGCAUGCGCAACCACACUCGCGAGAUCCGACACACGGCGCAUUUCAUCCUCGCGUCUCGGGAGCUUCUCAUGCUGCACGCGCUGGCUUCAAACGAGUCCGUGCCGCGCACAAGGCGGCGGUUUCUUGCUCAAAUAAUUGAGCCUGACAACCCAAAGGUUGCUUUGGACCUUGCAUUCGAUAGCAAGGCCAAUAGGGGCAUUGGGGCUAGGGAUCAGGGCAGAGAGCAAGCACCUAUCGGGGCGAUCCAGGGAGGCGCGAGAGGGGGAAAUGUCAUUGACGUAAUUGAAGAAGGUGAUGCGCAAGGAUGGGAACUGGGCUUUCGCAGGCGAGAUUCUAAUAAAGCCAAUACAUCAUCGUCGCCCGCGAGACAGUCACCGAGUGCUUCAUCGUGGAAAAGAGGAAAAGGGAAAGGAAGAACACCUGAUCCAGAACGACUGGCUGGUGGAAGGUCUGUUUCUGGAAGUGAAGCAGGACUGGCAGCGUCGCCAUCGCCGUCAUCGAGGGAGAGGAGGGAACGAGAACGUGAGAGAAGGAGGCGAUGGAGCGGAGCAGAACGGGACCGAGGGGUUAGGAUUUCUUCGACUGCCGGAGAACUUGAACCGGAGGCUAUCGAUUUGGAUGUCGACAUGGAUUUGGAUGCGAGUGGCAGUCUUAAUGUCGAUACAGUGGCGCCUUCGAGACGGGUCAGCGGGAGAACGACAAUGGCUGCUUCCUCUGAUGAUGAUGAAUUGUGA
Talaromyces rugulosus is the source of this 918-nucleotide messenger RNA. RefSeq lists its product as uncharacterized. Bases 1 to 918 code for a protein of 305 amino acids. The transcript has a single exon. NCBI's taxonomy places the organism in Eukaryota, Fungi, Ascomycota, Eurotiomycetes, Eurotiales, Trichocomaceae. The record is from RefSeq and is a predicted model, not a curated record.